CAAAGUCCACAGAAGAAGAAUGUGCGACGGUUUGAAGAGGUGGUUGGUCAAUGGGGCCAUGUUGUGAUUAGUAGGACUAUAGUACAGUGUAUUUGUUUCUCCUGGAAGUGAACAUGUAGUAAUGUUUUUCCUAAUUUGAAGUGAGACCUUCGCCGGUGUUAUCCAGACACGGGAGGACAGAUCCUACUUUCUUGCCCUGUCAGAUGUAAGUUCCCACCUGGAUGUCAGCACAACAUGAAUGUGGCAGCAGUUUUUGUUUGGUUCAGCCUGGUGGUCACUAAAGCCAUUUGUACUCUGGAAGAGUACCGUCUGGUGUGCUAUGUGAACAGCAGGACCCAGCACCAUCCUGACAUGCUUGCCUUCAGCCUGGACAUGGCUGACCCAUUCCUCUGCACUCAUAUCAUCAUGGCCUACAUGGACCUGGACCAAGACUAUCACAUCACACCCUUCACACAGGAGGACAAGACCCUCUGCAACUCCCUCAACAUGCUCAAAGAGGGGAACCCAGAUCUGAAAACUCUGCUUGCUGUUGGGGGAAGGAACUCUACGGACACCAGGCUCCUAAAAAUGUCCUCUGACAACACCAGGAGGAAGACGUUUGUCCAGUCUGUUCUGAAACACCUGAGGCAGGAGGGCUUUGAUGGACUGGAUGUGGUGUGGCAACCUCGCUCUGCUUCUAAUGUAGCACAGGGGGGGAAACAUAUAUUCACUAAUCUGCUCAAGGAGCUGCGUGGAGGAAUUCAGGAGGAGGCUCGUGUCUCAGGGAUUGAGGCCUUGCUCCUCUCCACAGCAGUGUCCGGCCUGGAGGACUAUGCCAGAGAGGCCUACGAUGCACAUUCCUUCCCCCAGUAUGUUGACUUCAUCUCCUUGGUGACCUCUGACCUCCAUGGGCCACUGGAGGGAAUGUCAGGUCACAUCAGUCCAUUGUUCAGCCGGAAGCAUCCAGCUAUGGACACACCUCAGAGAGAAGUUCUCACUACAAACCAAGUGCAGUACUGGCUCUCUCAGGGAGUGGAUUCCCAGAAGCUGACUCUGGGGUUCCCUACCUACUCACCUGUACCCCAAAUCCUGAGGAACGAGAUAAAUUCUGACAAGGAAGACACAGAGCUACAAGAGGACGUAGCGGAAUAUACUGAGACUGAUACUACUGUACGUGUUAUGGCCUACCAUGAGGUGUGUCAGUACCUCAAAAGUGGGGCGUUGGUGACAUUUGAUAAGAGCAAGAAGCUGAUACAGGCACAUGAAUACGAUCACUGGCUGAACUUUGAAUAUAUACAUAUCCUGAGGGAGAAGAUGAGAGCGCUGCAGCAUCAGGAGCUGGGUGGAGCCAUGGUGUGGUCUCUGGAUCUGGACGACUUCACGGGGACGCUGUGUGGCAAAGGUCGCUUCCCGUUCACCAGACUGCUCAAAGCGUCGCUUCUCAGGGAUAAGGGGCCACGACAUCAUAAACGCCACCACCGCUCACGCCACCGUCAUCACCAUCGCCAUCCACAUCGUCAUGGUGGUUUCCUUUCCCGUGACAGCCAUCGCACUGGUUACCAUGUCCAUUGUCACCGUCACCUUGACCGCCACAACAUUUAAUCACACAGUGGAGUGUGACUGUAACGUAACUCACUACACUGGCAAGACUCAACAUACCAUCCCUGGGGCGGCAGGUAGUGUAGUGGUCAGAGCAUUGGACUUAGUAACCGAAAGGUUGCAAGAUCGAAUCCCCGAGCCGACGAGGUAAAAAUCUGUCGUUCUGCCCCUGAACAAGGCAGUAACCCACUGUUCCUAGGAAAAUAAGAAUUUGUUCUUAACUGACUUGCCUAGUUAAAGGUAGAAUUUUAAAAAACCCUGCAAGAAGAUAUUAGCAUAUGUUUUUUUAUAUGGUAGAUCAGGUUGGACUGUUUGUUGGCUCUGUGAGUGAUUGUUGUCAUGGUAUAGUAGAGAUGAGGCUCUAGAUUUAUCUUCAUAACUUGCACUUUGUCCUCUAUGGUGGAAUACUAUGCGUUAAUUGUAUUGUUUUAUGACAAAUUUUACUGCUUUACAAAUAAUAAAAUGAAUGGCUCCAUUUCCAUGGCCUAAUAAAACGUUUUGAUAUGCCAUUAAA
This is a messenger RNA of Oncorhynchus tshawytscha (Chinook salmon), 2092 nucleotides long. Its product is annotated as chitinase-like protein 4. Gene Ontology annotation, biological process: carbohydrate metabolic process; chitin catabolic process. The record is from RefSeq and is a predicted model, not a curated record. The coding region runs from base 235 to 1581 and encodes 448 amino acids. The transcript has 10 exons. Gene Ontology annotation, cellular component: extracellular region. Lineage: Eukaryota; Metazoa; Chordata; Actinopteri; Salmoniformes; Salmonidae. Gene Ontology annotation, molecular function: chitin binding; chitinase activity.